AAAAGAGAAAUGAGAGAAGAUGAGAGAGAAGGGUUCCAACAAAGGGAAAAUUCUAGGCAAAGGAUUUACUGAAGCUUUGAAACAGGCAUUCCUGGCAGCAUAUGAGGAUAGUGGGAGUGAUCAAGAGGAAGAAAAGGAGGAUGAGGCUAUUAGUCUCUAUGUUGUGAUCGACGAACACCAAGCUGUGAAGACAGACCCCCCAGUACAACUUGGGAUGCACAUUGGAAGACCUCUUUUGUUUGAUGAACUCCAUUAUGAUGAAUGGAAGCUACAUACGGAAAUAUUUCUUCAGGCUACUGACUUUGAUCUAUGGGUAAUUGUCAGUCAUGGACCAAUUCUCCCAACCAAAUUGGAUGGUAAAGGUAACAAGUGCAACAAAAGAGAAGAGGAAUACGAUGAGGAGGAUCAUCAGCUAAGGACAUUGGAAACUGACUUUGGAAAUGAAAACAUCAAAGUUGCUCUGGUGGCGAUUGAAGAAUCAAAAAUAGAGGAAGAAGUGGCCUUGAGUGAUUCAAAAACUAAAGACGAGACAAACCAGGUAAGUAUAUCUGACUUGAAAGAAAAUAUUCAUGCUAUGUCCAAAAAGAAACUAAUGGCCAUAAUUGUGACCUUAAUGAAUGAAAUGGAUAAAAUGAAUAAUGGAAAUGGUCUGCUAAUCAGUAAUCUUUCUUGUGUCAAACUUGACAUCAAAGAGCUUGAAUCUGACAAAGCUAGUUUAGAGAAACAAGUCAAAGACCUUAAGAACUAG
Messenger RNA from Nicotiana attenuata, 748 nucleotides. RefSeq lists its product as uncharacterized. The record is from RefSeq and is a predicted model, not a curated record. Lineage: Eukaryota; Viridiplantae; Streptophyta; Magnoliopsida; Solanales; Solanaceae. The coding region runs from base 20 to 748 and encodes 242 amino acids. The transcript is spliced from 3 exons.